AUUGCCUAAUCUCCAUCACUGACUAGCAAUGCCAUCAGCUAUGGAGGGCUCCGAGCAGGGAGGAGGGGAAAUCUUGCUCUAUGAGGAAACAGAAGAUGAUAAUGUCAGUCCCACUGACCUUUCAGAGCUGCUGAAGGAGGGGACUAAGGAAUCCCAUGACCGUGCGGAGAACACUCAGUUUGUCAAAAGCUUCCUGAAAGGACAGAUCAAGAAGGAGCUCUUCAAGCUGGCCACAGUGGCGCUUUACUUCACGUACUCUGCUCUGGAAGAGGAAAUGGAUCGCAACAAGGACAACCCAGUCUUUGCUCCUCUGUAUUUCCCCCUAGAGCUUCACCGAAGAGAAGCGUUGGUCAAAGACCUGAAAUAUUUCUAUGGAGAAGACUGGAAAGAGAAGAUCCAGUGUUCAGAGGCAACUCAGCACUAUGUGGACAGAAUUCAUCAUGUGGGACAGCACGAGCCAGAGCUGCUGGUGGCUCAUGCUUAUACACGCUACAUGGGUGAUCUCUCAGGUGGCCAAGUGCUGAAGAAGGUAGCCCAGAGGGCCCUGAAGUUGCCCAGUACUGAGGAAGGGAUUCAAUUCUACGUGUUUGACAACAUUUCCAACGCGCAGCAGUUCAAGCAGCUCUAUAGAGCAAGGAUGAAUGCCCUGGACUUGGACAAGAACAUCAAGGAAAGGAUCGUGGAAGAGGCCAACCGAGCCUUCAGAUUUAAUAUGCAGGUAUUUGAUGAACUGGACAAGAUUGGCAGGUCACUGACAGAAGAAGCCCAAGAUGGAGGCUUUCCAGUCCAUGAUGGAAAAGGAGACCUACGCAAAUGCCCUUACUAUGCAGAUGAGCUAGCAGGCAAGGCGGGAGCUGGCUGCCCCUAUCAUGCUGCUGUGGCCCUGGCAAAGCAACCCCUAGCACAGCUGAUCCUGGCGGCCUGCCUCGCUGUGGCAGCAGGAGCUGUAGCGUGGUAUGUCAUGUGAUGGGGAGAGCAACACAUGGUUCUAAACGAUGUCAUUGUCUUCAAACUGUUCCCUUGCUGUUGGUGAGUGCAGGGUGGAAGUAAGAAAAUAAACAGGAAUCCUGUGGGACUGUCAGAGACUCUUUGCACACCAAUAGUGCAAGCACUGUAAUUAUAAUGUUGGUAGCUGACUAGUGUACAGGACUGAUCUGGUGUGAGGAUUCCACUUCAGUGCUGCCCUACCCAGGCUGGGGCAGCUUUUAUGGCUAGGUAUGUCUUGUCCUGUACUGGCAAAGGCUUCGUGUGCUUGGCUUUCCAUCUCCUUCCUGGGAGCGAUUGCUGGAGGGAGUUUCCUGCCCUGGGCUGCAACCCAAGAAUGUGUCAUCAGCUUUUUCAGUGAAGAGCACUCUGUUUCAUACUCUGAGAAACUGAUGUUUCAGUCGUGCUGCAGUGGCUGUGCCAUAGGGCUGUUAGCGCAAAGUCACAGUGUCCUGGGGACCAAGCCUAGCUCAUGUGUGAUCAAGCUCCCCGGGGGCUGGGGCCAGACUGUGUGUAUGGGGCGGGCUCUGAAGGUGACAAAUGUGUAUUGGUUGUGGGUUGGGUUUUGGUUUGUUUUGAUGGUUUUGUUUUCUGAACCCUUGACCAGAAUAAAAAGUUGCAAUGCUGUA
Molecule: messenger RNA, 1613 nt
Organism: Phalacrocorax carbo (great cormorant)
Lineage: Eukaryota; Metazoa; Chordata; Aves; Suliformes; Phalacrocoracidae
Source: RefSeq, a predicted model, not a curated record